Molecule: messenger RNA, 384 nt
Organism: Kwoniella shivajii
Lineage: Eukaryota; Fungi; Basidiomycota; Tremellomycetes; Tremellales; Cryptococcaceae
Exons: 3
Coding region: 1-384 (127 amino acids)
Source: RefSeq, a predicted model, not a curated record
AUGAUCUUAUCAAAUGCGAACACGCCUUCACUUCGAGAAAUGAACAGCGACCCACCUCCUUAUGAAGAAGUAAAACCGUAUCGAGAUCCGACUAAUCCUCGACAGCCAUCAGAACAGACUCAGAUCAUGAGUCCAGACAGUAAAGAGAACAAGAACCAUUACGGCCAAUGCAUCGACAACGUAGGUCAUUCUCCUCAUACCAAAUACGGUACAGUGGGCAUAAUAGCUGGAAUCGUAUUUUUCCCUUGGGGUUUAUUCUGGACACAGUGUGAUUCUCAAGUAACUUGUCGGAAAUGUCAAGUCAUCUUGAAACCUAAUAAGUGCGGACAGAAGAGAAGGGAAAGAAUAAGAGUAAGAAGCGGGAAAUGCGGUGAUAGUUGUUAG